AUGCGGCUUAUCGACGUUUCAACGAUAACGCUCAAGGAUUUUGUUGGGCAAAAUAUCCCGCGCUACGCCAUCUUAUCCCAUACCUGGGGCGAAGAUGAAUUGCUCUUCGAAGACCUGAAUCGAGGUACUCCAAAAAGAGGACUUCAGAAAGUCCUCGAUACCUGCAGACAAGCCAAGCUUGACAAUAUUGACUACGUCUGGGUCGACACUUGCUGCAUUGAUCGGUCCAGCAGCGCAGAGCUCUCAGAGGCUAUUAACUCCAUGUUCAAGUGGUACAACAAAUCGGCCGCCUGUUACGUAUACAUGGAAGAUGUUGUACUCGCACAAGAUGGAUCGACCAUCAACAUGGUCAACUUUGAUAGUAGCAGGUGGUUCACCAGAGGUUGGACGCUUCAAGAACUUAUUGCGCCGCACGAGUUACAGUUUUUCGAUCGCGACUGGAAGAAAAUGCAAAGCAGGCAUGAGCUCGCGCAGAGGCUUUCAAACAUUACCGGAAUCCAUACGGAUAUACUAUCACGAAGACAUCGACUUGAACGCCCGGUUCUUCUUCUCCGUCGAAAUAACCACAGCACAAAUUGCCCUGCAUGCAAGGCCUACGAUGGCCUUGCCUUGUACCUAGGGAACGAGACCAUUGCCACAAAGAUGAAGUGGGCCGCGAACAGGGUGACGACCCGUGAAGAGGAUAUAGCCUACUGUCUGCUGGGAUUGUUUGACAUCAACAUGCCCCUAUUAUACGGGGAGGGGAAAAACGCAUUCCUGCGGCUUCAGGAAGAAAUCUUAAGGAAAGCCCCUGACCAGACUAUUUUGACCUGGACCGAGUCGUUCCUAAGACGCGGGAGGCAAAUAUCGUAUUUGCCUGAACAUCCAUCCUCUUUCCAAUUUGAAUUAGGAAAAGGCACCGACGGUCGAUUCGCACGAAAUGACAUCAUCAUCACACCCAGAGGCUUGGAAGUUGAUGUGAUGCUUGGACCUUGCGUUGUAACACGAUUUCACGACAACCAAACGGAGAAACAAUUCAACAAAUGGUUGGCAGUCCUCAGUUGCCCUGUUGAUGUGGACCAUACUUCUCGAGUGGCCAUUCUCGUGGUCCCAAUCGACAAUGAAUCUCCCGCCGCAGGCUAUCGACGAGAGCACAAGGAAUCGCUAAUAGCGUUAAAAGCUGGCGAGAGGCCUCGAGUUUUAGAAAAUAUUGUCCCAUCGUUUCCAUCCAUACGUCGGCAGCCAGGCGAUAUGUCAGUUGAUUGCAAUUUCGAUGAGUUUACGCCGCAGACGAUUUAUCUACCAUCUUUGGAGCUCUCCCUCGGGUCCUUUGAAGAACGCCGACAGGUCAAGAUGGUAUUUCAUGGAUAUGGCAAUUGGCACUUGGAGGCCCAAGAACCUCAUUUCCUCAGGGGAGAGGCAAUACUUAAACCGGAGUUCCUCGUCGGAGAAAGUCUCAUUGACAACAUUAGAGUCGCCGGUGUCUUCUUCUUUGCCAACGAUGAAACUGGAUUUUUUGUCGUCUGGGGCGUCACAGGCUCAGACAGCUACGAACGCGGAUUAUCUAACGCUCAUCAGGUGUGUUGGAUUGAGCCUUGGGAAUCUUUUUUUCAUGGUGACCUAUCUUGUUUGGCUACGGGUGAUGGGAUGGAUGAGACUCUGCGAACUGUGCGGGAGAAUUAUGUCAAACAGUACACGGAACACCCGUUUGUUAAGCCUGCGUCAGAGCUGAUGGGGUUGGGCUUCCACGCCAAAGCCUGCAUUGAGCUUUCUGAAUUUUUAGGCAGGAAAUGGUACACAAUUAGUGUUAAGAUCGAACAGACAUAA
Ilyonectria robusta is the source of this 1806-nucleotide messenger RNA. RefSeq names its product heterokaryon incompatibility protein-domain-containing protein. The coding region runs from base 1 to 1806 and encodes 601 amino acids. NCBI's taxonomy places the organism in Eukaryota, Fungi, Ascomycota, Sordariomycetes, Hypocreales, Nectriaceae. The record is from RefSeq and is a predicted model, not a curated record. The transcript has 2 exons.